AUGGGUAUGUUACUUUCACCGCAACCAACUAUUGAAAAUUUUGAGCAAAGUCUCAUGCUGUUUUCUCGCAUUGUGGAUAAUGAUCAGCCAUCAAUUGAUGAAAUUUUCCGUUACAGAUUGGAUAUUGUUCUAGCGGAAGGGUUACAGUUUAAG
Molecule: messenger RNA, 153 nt
Organism: Thelazia callipaeda (thelaziosis nematode)
Lineage: Eukaryota; Metazoa; Nematoda; Chromadorea; Rhabditida; Thelaziidae
Source: the annotation of a GenBank genome assembly